Molecule: messenger RNA, 2083 nt
Organism: Salvelinus sp. IW2-2015
Lineage: Eukaryota; Metazoa; Chordata; Actinopteri; Salmoniformes; Salmonidae
Product: ubiquitin-conjugating enzyme E2 D4
Biological process (GO): protein K48-linked ubiquitination
Cellular component (GO): nucleus
Molecular function (GO): ubiquitin conjugating enzyme activity
Source: RefSeq, a predicted model, not a curated record
UUAGCUAACCAUUUUCGUAACCAUAAUGUAAUUAUCAUAACCUCAUACGUUAAUUCACCAAACCUGCUGCGUAACAUGGUCUCCUAACCUGUUACGAAAAGUCAAAUCUAACAAAAGCCAUAUCCCAUCUAGUCAAAACCAACAAAAAGCGGAAACAAAAGAAAUCGCAAAUUUCUAGAAACAAUUUUUGGUGAGCUGGGCAGAGAUACAGGCAUACAACUGACAGCUUUCAGUGUUAACACCAUACACCUAACUCAGGAGGGCUGACAUGGCUUUGAAAAGAAUACAGAAGGAGCUACAUGACUUGCAAAGGGACCCUCCUGCUCAGUGCUCUGCUGGACCAGUUGGAGAGGACUUGUUUCAUUGGCAAGCCACAAUCAUGGGACCUACUGACAGCCCAUAUCAGGGAGGAGUGUUCUUCCUCACCAUCCACUUCCCAACAGACUAUCCCUUCAAACCACCAAAGGUAGCCUUCACAACGAAAAUCUAUCACCCAAACAUUAACAGUAAUGGUAGCAUCUGUCUGGACAUUCUGAGGUCACAGUGGUCCCCAGCACUUACAGUUUCAAAAGUUUUAUUGUCCAUAUGCUCUUUGCUAUGUGACCCAAACCCAGAUGACCCCCUAGUCCCAGACAUAGCACACAUCUACAAGCAGGACAAAGAAAAGUACAACAGAUUAGCAAGAGAUUGGACUCAAAAGUAUGCAAUGUAAUGGACUGAAGUUUGAGACAACGGAAGAGGUUUAAGCAAAUUAACUUCAUGGACACUUCUGAAAACAGUACUGUUGCCACUCCUCAUCCACACUGGUUCAAGAAGAAGUGUUGUAUAUGGGAAGCACUUUCUAUCCCCAAAUUAACUGCUUUUAUGCUUUGAAGUCAUUAUUUUCCUUUUGUUUGACGUUCCCAAUGUUAUAUAAAUUAUUAUUCAGUUAUUUCUGAGAUGACCCAUAAAAACAGACCAAUUAUGACUCCACCCCCUCCAUCUUAGUUUUUUUCUCCUUUUAGAGAUUUUUAUUGUAUAGUAUAAAGCUAUACUGAAUCUAUUUUUAUUAUUUUGCAUUAAAAAGUUAAACAAACAAAAAUAGAUCCUGUCUUUAUUGUUAUUCUAGAGACACCUAUUUAUUUUAGAUCUGCACAAGUGCCUGGAGGUUUGGGCUAAGGCUUUUUUUGAUUAGGGCAGUAGAAUUCAGAAAUUCUUCCCAUGUCAUUUUGUAUUUCACCACUAGAUGACAGCAUUUACCUCUUCUCACCUACUACAGCAGGGCUCAGUUGAAUGCAAAUUCGAAUUAGGGCUAUAAUCUGGCAGGUUACUCAAAUGGAUUACACAGUUACCUUGUUGUUCUCAAAUCUAUAACUCCAGAGUUAAUUGCAUUUUUUUGGUUAAAUUUCAGCUACUAUCAGAUUUAAUUAUGACAGUGCGUUCUGACUUUUCAGAUGGGAUGUCUAGAUAGAAUACGGCUUUUGUCAAAUUGACGUCAAAAGCAGAUUUUUGGGGGGGUUGGUAUUUUAGCUAACCGUAACCCUUUUCCUUACCAAAGUAAUUCUCCAAACCUGCUACGUGAAGUCUAUUAACCUUUUACAUUAUUCCACUAAAAUUCAAUUUUGACCAAAGCUGUAUCCAUCUAGACAAAACCACUCUAGUCCUACGUAAGGAUGAAAGUUGACCCUAUGAACUUCAACAUCUGAAUUAAAGCCGAAUGAUAAGAGAUGCAUAAUAUUUGUUCAGUCUCCUUGUAUGUAUGCUGUGGAAUAGCGCUGUAGGCCUACAUAUAAAUGAAGCAUAUUGACUAAAUGUUUCAAUUUCACAUUAGAGGCAACUCAACUGUCUUAACUGAAAUUCUCCAUUUUAUCUCAGUGUAUCAACUCUUACAGAAGUGGUUCUUGUGGGGUGGUGUUGGGCCAUUGUGUAGUUUUCUUGUUACUGUAUUUUAUCCUCCGGAUGUGAAUUGCUUCCUCAAUGUUUCUUAGAACUCAAAAUGCUUCCUCUGGCUCUUCUCUUACUAUACGGUAAAUAUACUGUAUCUCAUCGGUGCCAUAGUGACAUGGAAUCGUUGAGUCAUGAAUAAAAUACACAUAGUAAUGAA